Zingiber officinale is the source of this 1337-nucleotide messenger RNA. Its product is annotated as putative E3 ubiquitin-protein ligase SINA-like 6. The transcript is spliced from 2 exons. Lineage: Eukaryota; Viridiplantae; Streptophyta; Magnoliopsida; Zingiberales; Zingiberaceae. Gene Ontology annotation, molecular function: zinc ion binding. The record is from RefSeq and is a predicted model, not a curated record. The coding region runs from base 179 to 1162 and encodes 327 amino acids.
AGGGGCUGGGAAACAAUCCGAGAUCGUGGAUCAGCUAAUCUGGACUCUGAAAUUUACCACGGGCGCUUUGAUAUUUUCGGACUUAGCACUGAAAUUUUGAUGACUUUUAUUUACUUCCGUAUGAAAUGUAAUUUGGGGAAAAUGUUGCCCUAGAGAGUAGAGGAAAGGCGAGGAGAUCAUGGCGAGAUUCUCGUUGGAGGAGGGUAACGCCGAGAGAAGGAAGAGGAGCAGGGUAGGAAGAUGGGAAGAAGAGGCCUGCAGUAAGAGGGGAGAGGACAGUGAAUUGGGGGAAGGAGACGAUCAAGAGCGGACGGGCAUCGACGAGCAUGAAAUAGGACUGGAGGGAGCUGAGGAUGAGGCCAUUUGCCAUGAAAGAGGCGAGUCUUCUGGAGAUGCUGGCGUCUGCGUUCGGAUCGAUCCAGAUGUUCUUGAUUGCUCCAUCUGCUUUGAACCCUUGCAGCCUCCAAUUUUUCAGUGCCAAAACGGCCAUGUUGCAUGUCCUUCUUGCUGCUCCAAGCUCUCAAACAAAUGCUACUUAUGUUCUCACACAAUUCGUUACAGUCGCUGUCUUAUACUUGAAAAGGUGAUAGAAUCCAUUAAAUUCUCUUGUAAUUACGAAAAAUAUGGCUGCAACAGAACCAUGCCUUAUACAGAGAAACAUGCUCAUGAAGAAGCAUGCAGCUACGCUCCAUGUUUCUGCCCUGUCAGUAAGUGUUACUUUGAUGGGUCAAGAGAAAUGCUGUCUGCUCACUUUAUUAAUGAACAUACACCAUAUGUGAGAUUUAAAUACGACCAAGUCUUCAAGGUUGAACUGCAUGAACCGCUUGGGAUGGACCCAUUUCGAGCCUUGUAUGGAGACGAUGGCCAUCUUUUCCUCCUCCUCAACGACAGUUUUGCAGGUCCGGGUAAUCAGCUUUCUAUGGUUUGCUUCAGGCCUAAAUCUCUCAAAUUGGAAUUCUCGUACAAGCUUACCGUGGAGAGACAUGAUUCUGACUGUGCUAGUUGCCUCAAAUUUAAGUCAUCGGCUACCGAUAUCACUGAGUGGCAUGGGUCUUACCCAAGGAAUGUUUUUCUGAUGGUUCCCUCUGGUUUUUGUACCCCUAAAAGGAUGAUCGCUGUGGAUGUUUGUAUACGGAAGAUAAAACAUACUGCAGCGACGUAAUUAGUUACAUGGAAGGUUUUUAGUUGUAUAAGUUAGUUGCUUAUCCAAUAUUAGUGUAAUCUUAUAUGUACAAGAAACAAAUGCUUUAUGUGGGUUGACAGUGUUGUAAAAAAACCUCAUGCAAUAGGCAAUGUGUGCAUUAUGUAAGAACUGAGCAAGACGCACUUGGAGUUCA